GGGAUUACAACAUGGCAGCCACCUGUAAGGUGCGAACGCAAGUUGCGUUUAUUUUAUUAUUUUUAUCUAUUUCACAUGUAUUUACGUCAAAAAUAUCAGAUGCAAGAUUAUGUGCAGACAGAGAUUGUCAAGAAACCAUCAGUAAAGCUCAAGCUUUAGCUAACCAUAAUUCCAAUGAUCCUAUGUAUUUAUCAUUCCGAAGAGGUGAUGUUAUACUAAUCAAAAGCAAGUCAGCUGGUAAUCGUCCAGAUUUAUGGAGUGGAGAGCUAAAUGGAAUCCGAGGAUAUUUUCCAUAUGCAUUUGUUCGUGAAUUUGAAGUCAUGCACAGAAAAUUGGACUAUGAAACAGGUACAGAGAAACAUUAUACACCAGGUGAACUAGCUUUACAAAAAGGUGGACAGAAGGCAGCAGAUGAUGAGGAGGAGAAUGAAGAAGAUGAUAAUGAAACAGACGAAAAUACUGAAGAAAUACAAGAAAAACAGAACCAAAAAGUCCCAGAAUCUGUUGAAAAUACUAAGCAAGAAGAAAAGGUGACCCAGGAAAAUGUAGAAGUAAAAGAGAGUGCUGUACCAGAAGAUAAAACUGUUCAAGAAAAUGUAGUUCCUGCAACUGAAAAUGUAGUAAAUAUGAAAGUAGAAAAUAUUGAUAAAGAUGAAACCGAAGUUUCAGAUGAACCAGAUGAUAAUAUUCCACUACAGACAAAUACAGAAGUCAAAGAAAUUUUAGUACCACAGGCAGAGGACCGCCAACAGAAAGAUGAGACAGAAUUGGACGAAACCGAAGUUGAUGAAACCGAAGUUAAAGAAGAAGUUGUAGAAAAACCAGUAGUUGAUGCUCAUGCACCAUCAUCAGCAGAUAAACCUGCUGUUCAACAACAAGCCCAGGUACCUGAACAACAACAAGUGAAAGAAACAGAAGUAGCAGAUACUAAAGAUGAUACCGAGAUUGAUGAAACAGAAAUACCAGAUGAAGAACCUACAGGUGAUACAGUAGAAGAUGAUAGUGGAUGGUCAUUAAGUAAACAAGAAACAGUUGGAAAUAAUAAAGCCCAGCCUAGAGAUAUAAUUGAUGAAGCGUUUUUUCAUCUUGAUGAUGUAUCAUCACACAAUGUGGGAAAAGAAUCCGUAGAAGAUUUGAAUAAAUAUUUAAAGAAUACAUUUUCUGGUGGAAAAGUUGAAGAAACUAAAGAAGACCCACCACAGCAACAGCCUCCAAAUCCUGAACAAAAAGAAAAAUCUCCCACAGAACAGCCUGCUCAAUUAGACACCAAACAAGAAAUCAAUAGUAAUUUUCAUGAAAAUAAAGCAACUGAAGAUAUAGCACAGGAAAAAAUCGCACAGAAAGAGACUCAUAAGGAAGUUGAUGAAACUGUUGAAGAAACAGAUCUGGAUGAAGAAAGAGAUGAUAUGGAUGAAAGAUUUGAUGAGGAUGAGGAUUCUACUGAAAUAGCUGAUGAUGAUGAUGAAGAAGUCCAGGAAGAAACAGUUAAAGAUGAUCUGUACUUCAAGGGUAAAGACAAACCAUCUCAAGCUACAAAUCAGAAACAACCAACUGAACAACAAGAAGUAACCCCAGCUGCUAACCAGGCUCAGGUUAACCAAUUCUCCCAAGAAACUGAUAAGGUCCUCUCUGAACAACCCCCAUUUGGUAAAAAACCUGUAUUGCCAACACCAGACGAGCUGCUACAACAAGCAGUAGCUGCACAAAAACAGGCACAAGCUAAACCUAAACCAGAAGAAGCUGAGAAACCUGUCCAUAAGACUGAAACACUGGUUAAUAUAGACAAACCUAGAGCUGAAAAUGGUCCUCCCACAGAAACUAAUACUGUGAUAGAUAUUACUCCACCUCAAAAUACGAUUACAAUUCAAAAAGUACCAACUGAAUCAUCUGCACCAGCUCAUCAAUCUGUUGUUAACGCACCUCAUGAACCCCUUCAAGCUGCUACCCCUCAAAAUAAGCAAAGUGUUAAUGUAGAACCGUUGAUUCAAGCCACACCAGUUAGUGUCCAACAACUAUCUACUGAAGUGCUCCAUUCUAAAAAUCAAGAUGAAACUUCACAAAUAGUUAUUGAUGGUACUACAAUAAAUCUGAAUGAUGAUUAUGAUAAUACACUUCUGUAUUCUUCCAGUAAUUUAGGGUUUUCUAACAGUAUCCAACAAGAAUCUCCAGUCUUUGCUAAAACUGAAGAACUUGGUCACCCAUCACAUAAAGUGGAAGCUGUAGUCAGCAGUCAGACAAUAGAAAAGCCUGUUACAGAAAGUGUUGGGAUUCCUGCAGAAGGUGUUGUUAAUCUUGCAGAAACCGCAGGACUCUCAGAGUCCUCUGUGGUUAUAGAAGAUGCCCCACUAGAAGAACCAGUUGCUAAUUUAACAGAACCUGUUCAAGAACAGCCAAACAUUCCCCUUGAGCCAGAAAUUUUAUCUAGUACAUACCAAAGUGAUGAUUAUUUAUCAAGGAAACCAUUAGCUGUAAAUAAUGGACAGAAUACUCGAACACCUCAAGUAACACAUCAUGAUGAACCUGUUGUCACUGAGACUCCACAAACACCUGAAGCAACUACAGAUGGUCAUGUUGCUGAAGAGGAAGGUACAACUCUCCCAACAGUAGUCGGUGAACUUGUCCCACCUCCCAUAGAAGAACCAGAAACAACACAACCACAAGAAGAAGUAACUAAACCACGAGAAAAAUAUGAUGGAGAGGAUGUUUAUUCUUAUGAAGAUUUUCCAUCACCAUCAGACACAUCAGACAGUUUUGCUGAUGUUCCUAAAGAAGAAGAAAUAACUUCAGACACAGAUCCAUAUAAAACUGAUUCUGUUUCUAGUAGAAAGAUCACAGAUGAAAAUUUAGAGGACGAUUCAUUUGGUUCUCCUGUUAAACGAAAUGGUUUUGCUGACCGUAUCACUCGACCUAUUAUAGCAUUGAUGCCAGCCAGUCUACAAAGUUUUCUAGAAAAAGAACCAUUAGGAAUGUCACCAGCUUUAAUGGUGAUCAUGACGAUAUCAUCUAUUGUAUUACUGAUAGUUACUACAUGUUGUUCUAGCAGUGGUGUUGUGACUGGAAAGAAGGUAGCAAAAGCAGUAGUAGUGGUAAAAAAUCUAGAAGACAAACUCUUCAUUGCUACAAAAGAGAAAGAAAGUUUGGAAGAUGCUCUUGAAGAAGCCCAGAAAGAAAUAAAGAAAUAUGAGAAACAGUUAUCUUCACAACAAUCUGUAUCUGGUAAAUCUAAAGCGAAUAUACAAAAUUUACAGUUUCAUAAUGAUGCUUUAAAACAGCAAGUGAACAGUUUACAGAAACAGAUAGAUGAAUAUGAGUUUGAAGUUAAAGAAACUAAAGGUUCUUCUCUAGAUAAAGAUAAACGGGUGAAAGAAUUAGAGAAACAAGUACAUAAACUAGAGGAGAGAGCUAAAAAAGCUGAAAAAAAUCUAGAAAAGAAAACACAAGAGAUGCAGGAUAAUAUAGAAGAAGUAGCCACGAAAACAUCUCAGAUGAAAAGUUUAUCUGAUCAAGUUCAACAUCUAGAAACUAGAAAACAACAAUUAUUAUCAGAAGCUGCUGACUGGAAAGAAAAAGUUGAUGAUUUAAAUGAAAGACUGAGUCAAACAGAAGAAGAAUUUAAACAAAUGCAAGAAACUGUGGCGUUUAAAGAUAGAGAAUUUGAAGUGUUAAGAGAAUGUUUUGUACAAUUGAAAGCUUUUGAAAAUGAAAAAGAAAUGGAAGAAGAACCAUCAGAUGAAAGUGGUGCUGUACAUGAUAAACUACAGACAAUGAUUGAUGUAGCUAAAGUUAAUGCUUCAUUACGAACUGUACAGGAAGAUAGAGAUACAUUAGAAAAUAAACUACAGAUUGAAACAGAGGCUAGACAGGAAGUAGAAGAACAGUUAGAUAAAUUAAGACGUGAAAUGGAAUCAUUCCAAGCAGAUAAAAUGAAAGCAGAAAGACAGUUCCAAGAAUCUCAAACUAAAUUAAAUGUUUUAUCAAACUAUUUUAAAGAAAAAGAAAUGCAGCUUCAGAAAGAAUUAGGUGAACAAGAAGUAUUAAAGAAACAGAAUAUAAAUAAACUAGUUAAUGCUGAUGAAAAAUCUAAACAAACAGAAGAAGAAAGAGCUAUGUAUAAACAGCAAGUAGAAAGUUUAAAACGAGAAUUAGAAGCUGCUGAUAGAGAUUUUAGGGCACAGAUAGCAGCAAAUGAACAGAAGGCUCAUGAAAAUUGGUUAGCAGCUAGAGCGGCAGAAAGAGAAUUAAAAGAAUCACGACAUCAGAAUACAACUUUACGUCAGCGAUUAACAGAAUUAACUAGAAAACCUGGCCCCGAAGGUUUAAUACGACCAUUACCUACUAGAGGCAUGCCACCACCAGGUAUGAUGAAUGGUCCACCAAUGCACUUACCUCCUGGUAUGGAUCGACCUCCAGUAGAAAGGUCCCCAUCUAGAGGUUCAAUUCCACCUCAUCACCCUCCAAGGGAUGAAUUUUAUGGUUCCCCACAUGAAAGAUUACCUCAUCCAGACAGACGUCUUCCACCAGGACCACGUUUACCUCCACCACAUAAUGGUAGAUCACCACCACCCUUUGAUAGAAGACCACCCCCUCCUCAUUUAGAUAGAAGAACUCCUCCAUACAGACCACCACAUCCUGAUAUGAUGCCUCCAUUUAGAGGUCCACCACCUCCACGAGACGGUCCCACAUCACCCCUUCCUUUAGGUCCCCCAGGGUAUGAUCCUAGAUUAGGUCCAAGAGCUUCAUCACCAUAUAUGCGCCCACCUCCACCUGGUAGAGAGAAAACUCCUAGACAACAAAGUCAAGUGUGAUAUAAUAACAAUAACUUAUAGAGAAAUAUAUAUAAGAUACAUAGGGCAGUUUGCAAUAAACUUGUUGACAUGUAUGUAUUAUGUUAUGAUAAAAAAAAGGGUAGAAAUCGGCCAAAAUACAUGAUGCCGCUGCCUCGUGUGAACAAAACAGUGAAAUGUGGACAAAACAAGCCCAAAACCUCCCUUACGGAUAGUCAUAAUAAAUUUCUGUCUCUAAAAAGCCAUACUUUAUGUUAGAUAUAAUAUAAGAUUAGGUGGUGGGAUUUAUUCUUUUCAAAAUGGAGAAUAGUGGAAAAAAAAUCUAAAUUGUGAAAUAUAUCUAAAAUUGCGAAAAAAAAAUAAUCUAAAAUUGCAAAAUAAAUCGAAAGUUGUAAAUAGUUUUGCUGAAGAUGUAGUCAGAUGAUUUCUGAAAUAGAUCAGUAGAAAUUUUUACGCAAUUUUAAUUAAUUUGACCUAAAGGUGUGCCAUGAUAGUUAAUGGACGUGUUUUAAUAAAAUUGUAAUAAUAGCACUAUAUAUUGAUAUAUUUGAUCCCCUAUAAUCUAAAGGCCACAUUUCAUCUAUGUACAUACUGUUUAUAUAAUUUAUUUUGCUGGUGGUGUGAACUAGUAUCAUGAAUAUAGUUGUAUCAAAUUGUCCAGUCUAUAUUGUCAUGUCAUUGAUUAGUCUUGAAAGAAAUGUGAUUUAUGAAUUAUUGUCUCAGUUUUAUCAAGGAAAUAAAUAUGUUUAUAGAAAGUAUAAAAUCAUCAAGAGAUAGUACUUGUGUAUUAAGAUAUUGUUCAUUGUACUUUUAGUGUUUAUUUUCUAUUAUAUUUCAUCUUGGCUUAACCCCAGUUUCUAACUUUAUAAUUACUAUAUCAUCUGGUCCAUAUUAUCAUGUCUGAGUCUGACAACUGGUAUUCAAUAGCAGUGUAGGCUGAUUGGUUGGUUGGUAGAAGAUGGGCCGGUCAGAAAGAAGUACAAUAUUUAGUCAUAUGGAAUCAUAGACUGUAGAUUGAGGCCUAUUAACUUAAAAUGACUGUUUUAUGAAUCAACAUUUGUUUCAGUCGGUUAAAGGGAUUUAACUCUUUGUGAAUAUAGAUUUUGGGUUAAAACCAAAAUAAUCUUCAUUCAUCCAUUUUUUGCCUUUUAUUAUCUUUUUCUGUAUGUGUUAUUAAUAUGAGUUACAUUUUAUUUAUGAGAAUAAUUGUAUGGUUUAGAUCAUUAGAUUUUAAGUUGCCAUACCUGGUAUGACAUACCAUGAUAAAGUUAGUCAUUGCUUGUAUAAACUGCCUUAAUUAAGAUCUCUUUGCCUAAAUAAGUAAAAAGAAAAUGUAAAAAUUAUGAUUCUCUUGCUUUAUUUUAAUGUGUCUGUGAUACAAGUUUGGCGCGAUCAUUAUAAAUGGUAUUCUGUCUACAACGAUAUAUAUAACAUAGAAAACUUAAUUAGAAUGAAAAUCCUCUAAUAUGUUUAGUUUAAAUAAAUACAUGUGUGUUCUGUGCCUGUGAAGUUCUAGGAAUAUGUAAUACAUCUGUAUGUCCAUCAAAGUAUUGCCAACAUGAACUAUUCCAAGUUGUUAUAUGGUAAAUCAAUUAAUGCCAAUAAAUAAAACUAGUCACCAUAAACAGAUUAACAGUGGCAGCAUGUGCUCCAAUUAUCCGACAGAAUUUCAAAAAUCCAAGCGCAAUGAGCCAAUUUCCCCACCCCCCCCAUGAUUGAUGAUAGGAUGCAAAUAUUGUGUUGAUUGUUUUCCUUUUCCAAGACAAACUCCCCUCCCCUUCCAUUCCCUAGCGCUGCCACUGGAUUAAUGUAAAUAUAGAUGUAAGAUAUAUAUAUAUAGAUAAUUAUGUAAAUGAGAUAUAUAUAUAUUAUUGCAUGUACAUAUAAAAAUUUGUACAAAUCAGCUUUAUGUAUAUGUAGUUGUUUUAAUUGUCUAGUCUAGGUGUGAUUGUUUUACUAGGUGAAUGGUUAUAUACUGUUUGAUCAUACCUAUCACUACAAGUUGGAUAUGGUGUAGUUGCCCUGUUUUAGCAGGAUUUUCUGUAUUUAAACAGGCAUUAUGUAAGAGCUAAAUCUUCCUAUUGCAGGUAAAUGUUAUAUAAAUUAUUAAUUAGACAUUUAUUAACAUGACAAGACCAUAAUCAUCUCUCAAUGCCAUUGGAUGGCCCCGAUUUUAAGUAGAUUAGAACGGUUUGGCUAUUUAAUGAUUUAAUAUAAAAAUGGAGAAGUGAGGAUAAGACUUGAAUGACCAAUACAAUGGUUACAAUCAAUGCACACAUUUUGUCAAAACAGCAAUUGAUUACUUUGCUCAAAAUAAAGUUAUUUGACUGAAAAUUUCAAUAUAUUCAUUUUGCAAUAUUCUUUAAAUAUUAUAGCAGAACUGCCAGCUCUUUCUCUAAAUCUUACAUAAUGCCCCUUUAAUGUUUAGUUUCAAACCAUUGCUGGCAAAUUGUUAACAUUUGUUGAGAAUCAAAAAAAUAAUGGUUUCCUACUGUCGCGUACAGAGUAAUCAACAAUACCACUUGGGAAAAGUAAAUAGUUGUAAACCGACACUUAUUUUAACAGUUUGCCAACAGUGGUUUGAAACUACAUUAAAUACAAAAACUCCUGCUAAAACAGCACAACAGAAUAACCAGUUGUAGCGUAUGUUUCUUUAUAUAAGCUGGAUGUUAACAGCAUUUUAUUCUGGUAGAAGUGAACUUUUAUCUAUCAAUGAUGAAUGAAAAAGUAAUCAAUUGAAAUUUAUAUCUGUUAAUUGUUAAUGAACUGUUUUCUUUUUUUUUCUUUCUUUAGUUUUAAUUUGAAUUUUUUUAUAUUUUAAUCAGUUUUCAGGCAUAAAUUAUAUUCACAAAAUAACUCCUAGUUUAUUUUUAAACAUUUUUCUAUUAUUUAUGAAAUAUGUCAGUUAUUCUUUUUUAUUUUCUAUCUUGAGUUAUUUUUUGUCCAUUUAGAUGUACCUGUUUUUUUUUAUAUCUGAAGAUAUUUUCCGUUUUCAUUCCAUGAUAUAUUUGAAAUGAAUACAGCCAUGUUCAUUGGUAUUGUAGUCUACGGUCCUGUACAAGACUGGGAAUGUCACAGACACUCUCAGGAACCAAUUUUAGGCUUCAUCAAGCGCUAUUCCUCGGGUGUAUGUUAUUUUGUCUGUCAUAGAUUUCUCUCUUUUCUGUGUUUUAAUGUAAUUAAAACAUCUCCGCCAUAAAGUCAAAAUGUCAGAUACUAGUUUAUUACUAAUACUAGAGCCUGACAGUUAGUCAGGUUACUCAGGUACGUCUAAAAUUAUUAUUUACAGGUCGUCAGGAAUUAAUUGAGUUUUUUAAAAAAAAUUAAUCAUGUAUGCAAUCAAAUGAUCAAAACCUAGUUUAAAUUUAGGAUUUAGAGUAUGAAUUAAUUAGACAUGAAAUUUAGGAUUUAGAGUAUGAAUUAAUUAGACAUGAAAUUUAGAACAUUAGAAGCUAUAAGAUCUUUUAGUUAAAAAAAUAUGUAUAUAACUCAAAUGUUGAAUUGCUCAGCAAUAAUUGCUAAGUCCCAGUAAUUUUAUUUACUGUGUAUUAAGAGAUAUGCAGUAUGAUAUUUACAAUGUUGACUAGAUAUAUGUUUUAAAGGUAACUGUUAUUUAUGAGAUAUAUGUUUUAUGAAUGUGUAAGAUUUAAAUCUACUUAUUCUGUAUUUGUAAACUGUUAUAGGUUUAAUCAGAGUUUAUUGACAUUGUAAACAAAUAGCUUGCAGAUGCUUCAUUUGAUCAGAUCUUUGUAGUUUUUAUGGACAACAAUUUAGAACAGAAAAGGUUUUAAAAAAAAUGGUCUUUGAAAUUUUAUUACAGCUGAUAAUAGUCUAGUUGAAUCAAAUAAAUCAAACUAAUAGGGAAGUGAAAAUCUAUUUCAUCCAAUUACUGUGUUUGCUUGACAUGUAUGACCUCAUAGAACACUCUGCUUAGACCUAAUCCAUGUUUUGAAAUACAGCUUUAUCUGUAUGACUAUGAUUGUAAAUUGUAUAUAUCAUGUUAUUAAAUAAAUUAUAUAUAGUU
This is a messenger RNA of Patella vulgata (common limpet), 8808 nucleotides long. Its product is annotated as transport and Golgi organization protein 1 homolog. The coding region runs from base 12 to 4805 and encodes 1597 amino acids. The record is from RefSeq and is a predicted model, not a curated record. Lineage: Eukaryota; Metazoa; Mollusca; Gastropoda; Patellidae. The transcript is spliced from 25 exons. Gene Ontology annotation, cellular component: endoplasmic reticulum membrane; endoplasmic reticulum exit site. Gene Ontology annotation, biological process: endoplasmic reticulum to Golgi vesicle-mediated transport; protein secretion; vesicle cargo loading. Gene Ontology annotation, molecular function: protein binding.